This is a messenger RNA of Stereum hirsutum FP-91666 SS1, 1673 nucleotides long. RefSeq lists its product as uncharacterized. Bases 1 to 1578 code for a protein of 525 amino acids. The transcript has 5 exons. Gene Ontology annotation, cellular component: mediator complex. NCBI's taxonomy places the organism in Eukaryota, Fungi, Basidiomycota, Agaricomycetes, Russulales, Stereaceae. The record is from RefSeq and is a predicted model, not a curated record.
AUGGCCGAUGCGCUCGCAAGACCGAUAGCACCAACGAACUCAAACUCCCUAUCGAUGCCACCUCCCACAACUGCUCCUGCUCCUGUUCCCGCUCCUGCACCCUCCGCCGCACCGACAGAACCUCAGUCCACCACCGAGCCUGCAUCGAUAUCCGCACCUGCGCCACUAGCACCAGAACCUACCUCCGCCCCCGCAUCCACAUCAGCCCUAGUGCCAACAACAGCACCAGCGCCAGCACCAACAUCAUCACCAACACCCGCCCCCACCCUGCUCACAACCCUCCAAUCCCAAAUCGACGCCCUGACAGACUUCAGCUCCCGUCUACAAUCCCUGCGCGCUCUUCCCCCUCUCAUCCUCCGUUCCUCCGGCCUUAGCACCAGACCGCUCAACAGCACCAGUCUAUCCAACCUCUCCAACGUAAAUAAUGUAAAUGGCGUGAAUGUGAACGUUGGGGCGCCGGCUUCGGAACAGGUUCCGCUGGCGCAGACCGUGAAGAGGGUGUUGGAGGAGAUGAAGAACGUGAAGGGGUCGUUGGUGGGUGGGAAGGUACAAGAUGCUCUAAAAGCUGCGGAGGAGAGCGAGAAGAGGGAGGGGUUGGAGGGGAUUGGGGCUGGUGUUCGGGGAAGAGGGAGGAGAGAGGUCAGGAAGAGGAGACGUUCCCCAACACCAGAAUCCCCCCGUCCCUACCCCGCUUUCCACCCCAAACCGACCUCCGUCUUCCCCGACCUCCCACCACACUCAAAACCCCUAUCCCUCUCCGCACUCCCGUCGUAUAUCAGGGAAUUCAACGCGUCCGCCGCCUCGGGUACGGCGAGACUGCAUGUAUGGUACUCUUCUGACCGACUGCGGCCGGCGUCUGCUAGCGAGCUGAAGACGCCGUUGGUUUUGCGGUUCUUGAUUCCGGAUGUUGUGAAGGCGUAUCUGACGGUUGGGAUUGCGUCUGAGAUUGAUGAGGCGGGCGAGAGUGGGAAGGAUGAGAAGAGGAUGAGGAUGGCUGUGAAUGGGAGGACAAAAGCUAUAGGAGAUGGGCGAGGUGACGGGGAGGGGAUGAUAGUGGUGGAGAAUAUCACGACGUUUGGAUCCAGAGAACAAAAACCACCACAUUCACAGUCUGAAUACCUCGUAUUCCAGAGACUGAGCCAGCAUCUACUGAGGAUGGUCCAGUCGACCCCUCGCGUCCCUUUCCAAACACUUGCGACGAUGAUGGUCUCUUACCAAACCCUCUUCUCGACGCAUUGCACGGUGUGUCAACGCGUGUUGUCGAGCGAGGGAUAUAUUCCGCCUGUUGCGAGGAUUUGGAGGCAUGAGCAGGAGGAUCCGGAGGAAGGGCAGAUGCAGUUGACGGUGCAGGGGCAGGGGCAGGGCCAAGGGCAAGGGCAGGAGCUACAACCCCUUGAUACGAAUGGUGCGAUGGGUGCGAAUACGAAUGAGGUGGGUGCUGGGGGUGCCGUCGCUGUUGUGGCUGCGGAGGGAGUAGCAGUGCCAGGCGGGGAGCAGCUGAGCAUUGCAAGUCGCGAGGAGGGCGAGGGCACUCUGAAGGGGGGAUGGGAGGCUAGGCAUGUUACGUGUUUGAAAUAGGAGGGGUUGUUUUUUUGGCCUCAUUCGACCAGGGGAACGAACGGUGUCGUUAGUUGACGUGCCAUCCACAUCGCGAUCUUACGUUCGUGCCACAG